Messenger RNA from Gossypium raimondii (Peruvian cotton), 3042 nucleotides. RefSeq names its product U-box domain-containing protein 3. The transcript has 6 exons. The record is from RefSeq and is a predicted model, not a curated record. Bases 261 to 2639 code for a protein of 792 amino acids. Gene Ontology annotation, molecular function: ubiquitin-protein transferase activity; protein binding. NCBI's taxonomy places the organism in Eukaryota, Viridiplantae, Streptophyta, Magnoliopsida, Malvales, Malvaceae. Gene Ontology annotation, biological process: protein ubiquitination. Gene Ontology annotation, cellular component: cytoplasm; nucleus.
UCUGCAGCACUCUCCUUUUUCUUAUGCAGCCUUGUUAUGAGGAAAAAAUUCAGAGCUUGAAUGUUAAAGAUUUAAAUUUUGAUCAUUUCCAUUGAAGGGAUUUUCUUUUUCAUUUUUCAUUUUUUUUUCCUUUUUCAUUACUCAAAUGUACAUCAGGAUCUGUGCUUUCUUUGUUUUACAAGCGUAAACCAACUUCAAGAAAGAGGGAAAAAAGGCCAAGUUCCAUGGUGGUGGCAAACUAAUAAUUUUCACAGCAGUGAAUGUUUUUGUCUGUGUACGAUCUUUCUGCUCGAGUAGAGAGUCAGAUGGACACAACCUCAGUGAGAUGUCUUGUAAACAGUAUAUCUCGAUUCAUUCAUCUGGUAUCAUGUCAGACAAUAAAAGUUGCUCCUGUCGAAAAAGAUUAUAGGAACAUGGUUAUUGUGUUAAAACUUUUGAAACCACUGCUUGAUGAUGUUAUUGAGUGCGAGAUACCUUCAGAUGAUAUCCUAUACAAAGAGUGCGAAGAGCUAGAUAUGCUUGUUAAUGAGGCUCGAGAAUUCACGGAGAACUGGUGUCCUAAGAUGAGCAAAAUUCACAGGGUUCUCCAGAGUGAACCUUUUCUGACAAAAAUGCAAAGCUCUUCACUUCAGAUAUGUCACAUAUUAUAUAGAUUAUUGCAGUCAACUCCAUCAUCAUCAAGUAUAACCAGUGUACAGCACUGUAUGCGGGAAAUUAAAAGUAUGGAGCAGGAGAGACCAUCAGAAAAUAUAGGACAGACUUUGAGAAGUAAAAAAGAUGAUGCUAUUCCCUGCACAGAGCAUCUGAUAAAUGUUAUGAAAUCACUAAACCUGAUGUCAAACCAGGAAUUGCUGAAAGAAACUUUGGCUUUGGAAAGGGAAAGAACUGAUGCGCAAGUCAACAAUGCAAAAGGGAAAAUAGAUCAAAUCAAUCAGAUUAUGGAUCUCAUCUCCCAUAUACGAGAUUAUAUGCUUAAGAUUGAGCACUUUGAACCCACAAGUGGCAUUUUGAUACCUCCAGACUUCCUUUGCCCCCUGUCAUUGGAGCUCAUGCUGGAUCCUGUAUUUGUUGCUUCUGGGCAAACUUAUGACAGGGCUUCCAUCCAAAAGUGGCUUGAUAGUGGCCUGACCAUUUGCCCAAAGACCCGUCAAACGCUCGCACAUAAAAAUCUCAUUCCAAAUUACACGGUCAAAGCAAUGGUAACAAGUUGGUGUGAGGAAAAUAACUUGCAACUUUCCAAUGCUAAACUUGUUUCAAUCUCUUCUCCUUCAAACCAUAUAUCUUCUCAAGAUUUAACCUAUUCUUAUAGUAGCAGUUCCGCAUCGAGGUCAUCUCUUGAAGUUGGAAAUGGUUUAGAGAAGCAGAUGAUUGACAGCUCUUCCAGAUUUAGUGGAGAAUGCAACAGAUGCCAAAGCAGGGAGACUGGCAAGUAUGACCACCAAUCUCCUGAUCAAUCAUAUGUUCACAACAGGACUGAGUCAGCCUCAAGUGCAAUCUACAGUGUUGAUUAUGCACCUACUCCUGCUUCAAAUGACUUGUCAAUGAGGUCAAAGAAGAAUGAAAUCAAUGAGCUAGCUGAAAUUUCAUCUAAGAGCCUUGGCAAUUUUCCUUCAACAAAAGAAUAUGGACUUUCUCACUCGAUAAUGGGAAAGCAGUUGCAGGUUUCUGGAACAAAAAUAGAAGAUGCGGUCAAUGGAAACCAUAAUUAUAACAGAGCAUACUCCAGUGCAUUUUCUAGGCCAGGGUGUGAUGACUUGAUCACUAGUUCCCUUGUGAAGAAACUAGUUGACAACCUUCAAAGCUUAUCAAAUGAAGUCCAAACUACAGCUGCUGCAGAAUUACGUCUCCUUGCAAAGCACAACAUGGACAAUCGUAUAAUUAUAGGACGCUGUGGUGCUAUUGCACCAUUACUUUCUCUAUUUUACUCGGAGGUAAAGAUAACACAAGAGCAUGCUGUUACAGCCCUUUUGAAUCUUUCGAUUAAUGAAGAUAAUAAGGCUGUGAUUGCAAAAUCUGGAGCAAUAGAGCCACUAAUUCAUGUUCUAAAGUCUGGAAAUGAUGGAGCAAAAGAAAAUGCUGCAGCAGCAUUGUUCAGUCUUUCUGUGUUGGAAGAGUGCAAGGCAAGGAUCGGACGUUCAGGUGCUGUCAAAGCCUUGGUGAAUCUUUUGUCCUCAGGAACAUUGAGAGGAAAAAAAGAUGCUGUUACUGCUUUGUUUAACUUAUCAAUCUUUCAUGAAAAUAAAGCUCGUAUAGUUCAAGCAGGUGCAGUAAAAUACCUUGUUGAGUUAAUGGAUCCUGAUAGUGGGAUGGUUGACAAGGCAGUCGCUCUUCUCUCGAACCUGUCAACAAUUGGUGAAGGGCGUCUGGCAAUUGUACGAGAAAGUGGCAUUCCCAUACUAGUUGAAGUUAUUGAAUCAGGAUCACGUAGGGGUAAGGAAAAUGCUGCCUCUGUAUUACUGCAACUAUGCCUUAAUAGUCCCAAGUUUUGUACCCUGGUUUUGCAAGAAGGUGCUGUGCCACCCCUUGUUGCAUUGUCCCAGUCUGGCACACCAAGAGCUAAGGAAAAGGCACAACAACUUCUUGGUCACUUCCGAAAUCAAAGAGAAGGUUCCAUGGGAAAGGCAAGACAUGAAAACUGACAAAUAUUGUUAUAUUUUUCUUUUUUACUAUUAUUAUUUUUCGUCCCUCUAUUGGUCCUUUUGGAGCUCUCUUUUCAUACAUUCUUUAGCUCUCCAAUUAUAUGCAUUAACAUUAUGAACUCUAUUCUUUGUUUCUUUUUAACCCUUUUCUUAAAAGGGGGUUUGAGGGUUGGGAAAUAGGGCAAGCUUUCCCCGGAGGUGUUGGUUUUGUCUAUAAAUUGCUGCAUGAUUUUCCUUUGAACAUAGCUUCCUAUAGUAUCGGGUGUAGGUUUCCCUUCUGUUUUCUUAGAUUAGUUUUAGUUUAUGUAGUAACUAAUUUGUUCCUUAGUUUUGUAGAUAUGUUGUACAUAUGCUAUAAACUCCUGUAAUUUGCUAUAUAGGAUCUUGUUUUUGUUUUUUUUUU